AAGCUGCAACCGCAACGGAUGGAGGCGAGAGCGGAUCUUUCCCCUGUCUAAUGAUCUCCAUCUCGGAUACGAGCACAUAAGCAUCUCCGCGGGACGAGAAAAGACACUUUUCGGUUAAAAACAACAACAACAAGACAACGAGCGUGUGAGGCGUUUGUUGAAAAGUGUGUGUGUGUGUGUGUGUUGGGUGGUAGAACAUUGCCAGCAGUGGAUGUGUUAGCGAGGACAUUUUGACACCAGCUGGCCAGGAUGGGCUGCACGCUGAGUACCGAGGACAAGGCGGCGGUGGAGCGGAGCAAGAUGAUAGACAGGAACCUGCGGGACGACGGAGAGAAGGCGGCCCGGGAGGUCAAGCUGCUGCUGCUGGGCGCUGGUGAGUCGGGAAAGAGCACCAUCGUCAAGCAGAUGAAGAUCAUCCACGAGGCAGGCUACUCUGAGGAGGAGUGCAAGCAGUACAAGGCGGUGGUGUACAGCAACACCAUCCAGUCCAUCAUCGCCAUCAUCAGAGCCAUGGGACGCCUCAAGAUUGACUUUGGAGACACCGCCCGAGCCGAUGACGCGCGGCAGCUGUUCGUGCUGGCGGGUUCAGCCGAGGAGGGCUUCAUGACCGCCGAGCUGGCGGGCGUCAUCAAGCGGCUGUGGAGGGACGGCGGUGUCCAGGCGUGCUUCAGCCGCUCCCGGGAGUACCAGCUCAACGACUCGGCCGCCUACUACCUGAACGACCUGGACCGGAUCUCGCAGGGAACCUACAUCCCCACACAGCAGGACGUGCUGAGGACCCGUGUCAAAACCACGGGCAUCGUGGAGACACACUUCACCUUCAAAGACCUGCACUUCAAGAUGUUUGACGUUGGCGGCCAGCGUUCCGAGCGUAAGAAGUGGAUCCACUGCUUUGAGGGCGUGACCGCCAUCAUCUUCUGCGUGGCCCUCAGCGACUACGAUCUGGUGCUGGCCGAGGACGAGGAGAUGAACCGAAUGCACGAGAGCAUGAAGCUCUUUGACAGCAUCUGCAACAACAAAUGGUUCACGGACACUUCCAUCAUCCUCUUCCUCAACAAGAAGGACCUGUUUGAGGAGAAGAUCAAGAAGAGUCCUCUCACCAUCUGCUACCCGGAGUACGCAGGCUCAAACACGUAUGAGGAGGCGGCCGCCUACAUCCAGUGCGAGUUUGAGGACCUGAACAAGCGCAAGGACACCAAGGAGAUUUACACUCACUUCACCUGCGCCACCGACACCAAGAACGUGCAGUUUGUCUUCGACGCCGUCACCGACGUCAUCAUCAAGAACAACCUGAAAGACUGCGGCCUCUUCUGAGGGCUGACGCGCACAACAACAUUUUUGGGAGCAGGGGUUUUGGGUAAGGAACGGCAGAAGAUCAGAGUUUUUGUGCCCCCACCCAUCAUUUGGAGCGCGGUGGUGGCCUGCGUGCUUGUUGUGUUGCCUGCUGACUCUUCUCUGAAUCUCCUUCGCACGUCUGCGUCCCCGCUCUCGGCACAGGAGGUCUGAGCGUGUAGCCUCCAUCGCCUCCAUUCUUGCCAUCGCCCGUGCAGCACAACAACAAGAUGAAUAUUGUUCCAUUUGGAUCAGGAAUUCCCCUUUUUAAUGGCUGUAAAAUAACAUCAACCUUGUAUCAGACCUUUCAACAUCACCGAGUGUUUGGGAAACACAAACAAAGUGGACGUGACUCGUAGAUGUCAAACACAAAUGAAGAUGGCGGACGUUUGUGCCACGGAAGCUCGGCACUACUUUCCCACGUGUGUACUGUUCUCCACGGAGAACCUUUGUAAACUCAUCUCCCUGAUUUUGAUAAUAAAAAACACACAAGUCA
Messenger RNA from Dunckerocampus dactyliophorus (ringed pipefish), 1828 nucleotides. RefSeq names its product guanine nucleotide binding protein (G protein), alpha inhibiting activity polypeptide 1 (gene gnai1). The coding region runs from base 250 to 1314 and encodes 354 amino acids. Gene Ontology annotation, biological process: adenylate cyclase-modulating G protein-coupled receptor signaling pathway. The record is from RefSeq and is a predicted model, not a curated record. The transcript is spliced from 8 exons. Lineage: Eukaryota; Metazoa; Chordata; Actinopteri; Syngnathiformes; Syngnathidae. Gene Ontology annotation, cellular component: heterotrimeric G-protein complex. Gene Ontology annotation, molecular function: GTP binding; GTPase activity; G protein-coupled serotonin receptor binding.